AUGGAACGAAAUCCAUUCGGAUAUCAACCAUGGGCGGAUAACCGGUCAUUCAAUGCUAUGUUCGAUAUCCUUGAAGCAGACAUUGUCGUGUUUCAGGAAACCAAGAUCCAGCGAAAAGAUCUUCGAGAUGACAUGGUCCUCGUGCCAGGCUGGGACUGCUACUUUAGUCUUCCCCGGCAUAAGAAAGGCACGUUUUACAAUAUGCCGCUUUAUAAACCACCACGAUCUAACCGUUCUCCAGGCUACUCUGGCGUAGCGAUUUAUACGCGCAAUGCAACAUGUGCGCCAAUCCGCGCAGAGGAAGGCGUCACGGGCCUCUUGUGUCCUCCAAACUCCGCAAUCCCAUAUCGCGACCUGCCGAAUCAUCAGCAAAUUGGGGGAUACCCUUCUGAGGAGCAGCUGUCCAGCUUGCAAACUGACCCAGCGACACUCGAUUGCGAAGGGCGUUGCGUCAUACUUGAAUUUCCAGCAUUCGUACUCCUUGGAGUCUAUUGCCCGGCUGCCCGUGACGAGACUCGCGAUGAUUUCCGCCAAGGGUUUAUUGGUCUGCUGGAUGCCCGCAUACGGAAUCUCGUGUCGAUGGGUAAGAGGGUUAUCUUGACAGGAGACCUGAACAUCUCCGUGGGCGAGAUAGAUUCCGCUCAUCUGACCGAAGCCAUCCGCAAAGGCACUGGGAGCGAAGAUGAAUUUGUCUCGACGCCUGUCCGGCGAGUCUUUAACCAGUUAGUUGAAGGAGCGAAAGUAAUAGGUGAGCGUGACCUGGGGAGGGAAUCCCCCGUGCUCCACGAUAUCUGUCGAUCGUUUCAUCCAGACCGAAGGGGGAUGUACACUUGUUGGGAGACGAGGGUGAAUGCAAGACCGGGAAAUUAUGGAGCGAGAAUCGAUUACAUCCUGUGUAGCCUGGACAUGAAGGACUGGUGGAGCGAGUGCGAUAUUCAGGAAGGUCUUAUGGGCUCUGAUCAUUGUCCGGUAUUUUCUGUGUUCAAGGACAAUGUCUUCAUCGACGGAGCUGAGAAUGAUAUCCAUGAUAUUGUAAAUCCUCCUGGCGCGUUUGCAAAUGGCAAGCGGCAGCGUGAAUAUUCGACAAAGGAUCUUUUGCCUUUGUCCGGCCGUCUAAUCCCGGAAUUCGACCGGCGACAGAAUAUCAAGGAUAUGUUUUCCCGCAAGCCAUCGUCGUCUUCCAAGGCAAGCCGCACGCCCACCAUACUUGAAUCAAACGGAAACCAUGCCACAACUCCAUCUAGGUCUGCGUCCUCGGAAUUAAUCCAGCUCUCUCAGAGUCCAUCUAAACAGCCAAUGCAAUCAAACACAUUUCUCCCCACAAAUGGUUCUUCCAAACGUAUUCGAAAAGAAAGCACGCCCGCACCGCCGCCCAAACGAAGUAAAUCUACAGGGAAGUCGGAUAUAGGAACGUCAGGCAAAGGUCAGCAAAGUCUAAUGGGCUUUUUCAAACCGAAGAACACGGACAAGGCACAGAACCUGAGUGAAGUUCAAGAAGCCAGCGAUCCAGCUUCACAAGCUACUUUUCAAUUCAGUCCUUCGAAGCCGGCAACUCCGUUGCCGUCCAAACCUAUCCCAGAGUCACAACCUUCGAUUCGGGCUCUAGACGACGCAACGACAGAAGCAAUUGAUGAGCCUGUGAUCGAUCCUAUAGUCAGCAAGGAGUCCUGGACAAAGCUAUUCACGAAAAAAACAAUGCCCACAUGCGAAGACCAUGAAGAGCCUUGCAUCAUGCUCACGACUAAGAAGCCGGGCAUCAACUGUGGCCGAUCCUUUUGGAUGUGCUCACGACCGCUAGGCCCCACGGGGCAGAAAGAGAAGGGGACUCAGUGGCGAUGCAGAACCUUUAUAUGGGCCAGCGAUUGGAAUGGGUAG
This is a messenger RNA of Talaromyces atroroseus, 1875 nucleotides long. RefSeq lists its product as hypothetical. The record is from RefSeq and is a predicted model, not a curated record. The transcript has 4 exons. Lineage: Eukaryota; Fungi; Ascomycota; Eurotiomycetes; Eurotiales; Trichocomaceae. Gene Ontology annotation, molecular function: zinc ion binding; DNA binding; endonuclease activity. The coding region runs from base 1 to 1875 and encodes 624 amino acids. Gene Ontology annotation, cellular component: nucleus. Gene Ontology annotation, biological process: base-excision repair.